Messenger RNA from Drosophila grimshawi, 656 nucleotides. RefSeq names its product vacuolar protein-sorting-associated protein 25 (gene Vps25). The coding region runs from base 32 to 556 and encodes 174 amino acids. Gene Ontology annotation, cellular component: ESCRT II complex. The transcript has 2 exons. Gene Ontology annotation, biological process: protein transport to vacuole involved in ubiquitin-dependent protein catabolic process via the multivesicular body sorting pathway. The record is from RefSeq and is a predicted model, not a curated record. Gene Ontology annotation, molecular function: structural molecule activity; protein homodimerization activity. NCBI's taxonomy places the organism in Eukaryota, Metazoa, Arthropoda, Insecta, Diptera, Drosophilidae.
UAAAUUAUAUGACGUCAAUCUAAGCCAAACAAUGGCCGAGUUUCAAUGGCCGUGGGAAUACACAUUUCCACCUUUCUUCACUCUGCAGCCGCAUGAGGAAACACGCCAGAAACAAUUUAAGGUGUGGACAGAUCUCUUUCUCAAAUACCUCAAACACAACAAUAAAUUUACGCUUGGCAUCAACGAUCAAACCUCGCCAUUAUUUUGUAAUGAAUCAAUUAAUCGCCGCCUCUCGCCAGAGUUCAUCCAGCUAAUCCUGGAGCAAUUGCAGCAGACGGGACAUGCUGCACCGCUGGAUAAAAAGAGGCAGGAGUGGCAGGUGUAUUGGCACACACUGGAGGAAUACGGAAAUAUGGUCUAUGACUGGAUUCAGGAGACUGGACAAACGAAUAGCAUUUGUACGUUGUACGAGAUAGCCUCGGGUGAGAAUACCACCCAGUUGGAGUUCCACGAUGUGGACGAGGCUGUGCUACUGAAUGCCUUGCGUCUGCUCGAGGAGAAGGGCAAAUGUGAGCUAAUUGAAAUGGAUGGCAGUUAUGGAGCAAAAUUUUUCUAAAUGUGUACUUGUCCUUUAAAUAUGGAUAGCUUUAAAUGCAACCCUCAAUUUAUUAUGUUCUUAUUGUUUACGCGAUCGAAAAUACAUUAAAUUAUACAGA